ACCCCCACAACACAGCUGCCUCUUAGCCUCUGUACGCAUGCGCACACUAGUCCCCUCUUUCUCCUUGACUGCCAGCCAAUCCCAAUGCCCCUUGUGCGGCGGGAAACCGCCGAUUUGCCCCAGUCCGUUAAGUUUGGUUAGCAAACGGUCCAUGAACUACCAACCGUAAACAAAACCCGCCAUAUCCCGACAGAUGUGGUAGCAGAAUCGUCAACACGCAGCACAUGCUUCCCGCCAGAUCCUUAGCUUGAUCCAAUGAAGCCCCAGCAGCGCGUCGAGCACACCGAAGCGGUCUCCAGCAGGCGACGGGCGCUCUUCCCCUGCGACGACGACGGCGACUCGGAUUUGGGGUGCAUAAGUCCGCUGAACUUCGACGACGAGGGCCUUGGCAACGUAAAGGCGGCCUUGCUGGACGAGGACUAUGAUAUUAUCGGGGUGGUAGUCAAGGGGGACGCGCUGCAGACGCCGGUGAGCGCGGCCGCGGUCACCAAGGUGUUCACGCCGAGCGCGAGCGACGAGUCGCCCACACAGCGCCUAAAGACCCCUCACGACAUUUCCGAUAAUACCAAGUUCCCGAAGCUGGUCCGCACCAAGCAGGUUGACACGGCCCUUACUCUGGAUUGCAAAAAUCCCAAAGUUCGCACGGCCCUGUUUCCUGAAAUUGACAUGUCUGUGCCUUCCAGAACGUUUUAUCCCAAGGGUGACAGCGACGCGGCGCCGAGGGGGUUCGUGGCGGGAAGCAGGGCCAGCCCCAGGAAGGCGAAGAAGAAGCAGGGGCUGUAUUUGUGCAGCAGGAAGAGUCGAUACAGAUCCGGUCAGAUCAACGCCGGCGUCCGCCACAAAAUCAAGAAACGCAAAGUAAAAAAAAUCAGCCGCAUCGCGGCCCUCCAGGCCGCCAUCAACAUCAUCCAGAACUCCCCCCUCAACACCAUCCUCCCCGAACCCUCGCCGUCGCAGUCACCCCCUUCCCCUACCCCAUCACCCUCACCGCCGCCCCGCGACCCCACGCCCAGCCCCGAGCCCGACCCCUCGAAGAAGUUCUUCAAGUCGUCGCGCCACAAGGGCGUCGUCACCGUCAACGCCAACAUAAAGCUCGAAAUGAACAACGGUCGCCUCACCUUGUUGUCCGGCAAGCAGCCCGUGAAGCGGGCCCGACCCCGCGACGACACCAACCCCUCCAAAAGGGCCAAGCUCGACUUCGACACCCAGCAGCCGCUCAUCCCCGAGAAGGACAUCUCCAGCAUCAUCCAGACGCUGGAGGACAACAAAGAGAACGAGAAGAACGACGUGCUGAUGUCGCCCACGUCGCAGAUGUGCAACAUGACGUCCGGGCUGGCUCUGAACAGCCCGAAGAAGGCCCGGGAUUUGAGCGCAGUGCUGGAGAGCAUGCCGGGGAACAACGAGGGGCAAACAAAGCUGUUCCCGGUGUUUUACCCAGGCAGGACGGCGUUGCCUGCGAAAAGUGAGGGUAAAGUGGCUGCAGUGAGGAAGUUCAGGGGUCUUGGAAAGGACCAGAUGCUGUUGGACGCCGGGCAGAAGCGCUGGGGGGUGACGCAGUGUUCCGAGUGCAAAAUCGUGUACCACAUGGGUGACCCAGGGGACGAAAUCAUGCAUCUGAAUUACCAUAAUGCCAGUCAUUUUUUUAGGUUUAAUGGUUGGAAGAACGAGAGGGUUGUUACGAGCGGUUUCCUGGAUGGGAGGAUUGUGCAGAUUGUUCCCGGGGAUCCCAAGAUCUGGUGGAAAAAAGUUAAGGAAGUGAUGGAGGUGAUUAAUCGGGAUUUGGGCUACUACGACAUUGAGUUCAAUACAGCUAAUUCACAGAUAUUCUUCUACAUCAAAAAUAAAACCAUAAUCGGCGCUCUGGUAGCCGAGGCGAAAACUUCCGCCCACAAACUCCUCACGACCCAUCAGGACCAAGUGGACCUGUGUUCCGAGGAAUCUUACCCCAUCAAAUGCGGCGUCUCCCGCAUCUGGGUGGCCCAAAACCAACGCAAAAAAGGCGUCGCCAGCACCUUGAUGGACUCCCUCAAACGAAACUUCAUUUUCGGGUAUAUUUUAAAAAAUGAAGACGUAGCGUUCAGCUCUCCUACCGAAAUGGGGAAGCUAUUUGGACAGAGUUAUUUCAAAACUCCAAAUUUUUUCAUUUACUUUGUAUAAUUAAUUUGCCAUAUAUUUUUAUUCCUUGUUGCGUGUAUUUUUGAUACUUUAAUAAAUAUAAUUUUACAGAA
Zophobas morio is the source of this 2228-nucleotide messenger RNA. RefSeq names its product N-acetyltransferase eco (gene eco). Bases 256 to 2157 code for a protein of 633 amino acids. Gene Ontology annotation, biological process: mitotic sister chromatid cohesion. The record is from RefSeq and is a predicted model, not a curated record. The transcript has 5 exons. NCBI's taxonomy places the organism in Eukaryota, Metazoa, Arthropoda, Insecta, Coleoptera, Tenebrionidae. Gene Ontology annotation, cellular component: chromatin; nucleus. Gene Ontology annotation, molecular function: protein-lysine-acetyltransferase activity.